This is a messenger RNA of Metarhizium acridum CQMa 102, 1152 nucleotides long. RefSeq lists its product as uncharacterized. NCBI's taxonomy places the organism in Eukaryota, Fungi, Ascomycota, Sordariomycetes, Hypocreales, Clavicipitaceae. Gene Ontology annotation, molecular function: iron ion binding; heme binding; oxidoreductase activity, acting on paired donors, with incorporation or reduction of molecular oxygen. The record is from RefSeq and is a predicted model, not a curated record.
AUGGUUUCUCAUACCUUCUCCGCUAAAUCUGUGGUUCAAUUUGAGCCGUAUAUCCAUGAGAACUUGGUCUUGUUCGUGCGACAGCUUGACAAACUGGUUGAGCAAAGCUCCCACAGGACACAGGAUGGAAAGCCGGAGGCACACCUUGAUGCACUAAUGUGGUUCAACUUCCUCGCUUUUGAUGUGAUCGGCGAUUUAGCAUUUGGUGCGCCGUUUGGAAUGCUUGAAAAAGGAGCAGAUGUCGCCGAGAUUAGGUCAUCGCCAGAUAGCCCACCGAUCUAUGCCCCGGCUAUCGAGAUUCUGAACCGAAGAGGGGAAGUUAGCGCAACGCUGGGUUGUUAUCCGCAACUCAAACCCUACGCAUCUAUACUCCCUGACCCGUUCUUCAGCCAGGGUCUGCAAGCUGUAGAGAAUCUCGCCGGUAUUGCCAUUGCUCGAGUCAAAAGCCGGGUUGAGAAUCCUCCAGACGUGGAUCGUAAGGAUUUGCUUGCCCGGCUUAUGGAAGGUAAAGAUGACAAUGGGCAACCUCUCGGCCGUGAGGAGUUGACUGCCGAAGCACUGACACAGCUGAUUGCCGGAAGCGACACAACAUCCAAUUCGUCCUGUGCUCUUAUGAACUACUUGGUCCGUGACCCGCGUGUUUUACAGAAACUUCAAGCUGAGCUCGACGCCUCAAUCCCUGAACAUGUCGAUGUACCAACAUAUGACAUGGUUCGUGAUCUUCAGUAUCUUGGAUGGGUCAUCAAUGAAGCGCUGCGUCACCACAGUACGUCUGGCAUUGGACUGCCGCGUCAAGUUCCACCCGAGUCACCCGGUGUUGUUAUCCAGGGACACUUCUUCCCCAGUGGCACCAUUCUUAGCGUGCCCACCUACACCAUUCACCACUCCAAGGAGGUCUGGGGAGAAGAUGCGGAGGAGUAUAAGCCUGAGAGAUGGGAGAAUGUCACAACCAGGCAAAAGAACGCCUUUAUUCCUUUCAGCCAUGGGCCAAGAUCUUGUGUGGGACGAAACGUGGCAGAGAUGGAGAUGAAGCUGAUUUUGGCCACUUGGGCAAGGCGCUACGCGGUUACUCUUCGACAGGGACCAAUGGAAACCAGAGAAGGAUUUCUGAGGAAGCCUCUGGGCUUGGAGGUGGGCCUAUCAAGAAGGUAG